This is a messenger RNA of Gossypium arboreum, 966 nucleotides long. Its product is annotated as ethylene-responsive transcription factor 1B-like. The record is from RefSeq and is a predicted model, not a curated record. NCBI's taxonomy places the organism in Eukaryota, Viridiplantae, Streptophyta, Magnoliopsida, Malvales, Malvaceae. The transcript has a single exon. Gene Ontology annotation, molecular function: DNA binding; DNA-binding transcription factor activity. Bases 218 to 865 code for a protein of 215 amino acids. Gene Ontology annotation, biological process: ethylene-activated signaling pathway; regulation of DNA-templated transcription.
CGCCAAUCUGCUCCAAUUAAUGACCCAAUAAUGUUGUUUGAAAACCCUCCCCUUCAUGUAUUUUUUCCACUUUUCUAUCCCCCUGUGACCUUCCUCGAUCCCUAUAUAAAUAUACACAUCCCCCUAAGCUUUUAAAUGUUCCCCCUAUUAACUCAUCACUCUACACAUAAACAUCAUAUUCAAAUUGAAAGCCUGGACUUGUACUCAAUUUUCAUACAUGGAUUCUUCAUAUUUCCAAUACCCAUAUUCUCAAUUCUCUCCUGAAUCAUCUUCUUCCUAUGUAUCUCAAGAAAACUUGUCACUUGAAUCACUCAAUCAAGCCCUUCCUUUUAAUAAAAACGACUCUCAAGAGAUGCUUCUCCUAGGAGUUCUAAACCAAACCCAUGAAAGCUCCUUUGAAACAAACCCUAGAGACGAUGAAGUGAGCUCAAAAGCUAAUAAUGAAGGGGAGGUUUCAUACAGAGGGGUUAGGAAGAGGCCAUGGGGGAAAUUUGCAGCUGAAAUAAGGGAUUCAACAAGGAAGGGUGUGAGGGUUUGGCUUGGAACCUUUGAUACUGCUGAGGCUGCUGCUUUAGCAUAUGAUCGAGCUGCAUUGACAAUGCGAGGUUCCAUGGCUAUACUUAAUUUUCCAAUGGAGAAAGUUUAUCAGUCACUUCGAGAAAUGAAUUAUAGAUUUGAAGAAGGGUGUUCACCCGUUUUAGCAAUGAAGAAGAGGCAUUCCUUGAAGAGCAAAAGAGUGAUAGUGAAGAAGGUGAAGGAAGAAAAGGGAAUUAUAAGCAUGGAAAACUUGUUGGUUUUGGAGGAUUUAGGAGCUGAUUACUUGGAAGAACUUCUUAGCAUGUCUGAGACUCCUGAUCUUUGGUAACUUUGGGUUUUUGUAAUUAAGUUCACUGUUUUGGAAUUUUCCAUUUAUCGUUACAAAAUCAAAAAAGAAAUGAAUUAUCAUUACCAGUAUAAACAAAUAAA